GUGUUUUUAAUGAUACCUUGUUUCUAGUAAUAUUAUGUUAUGAGUAGUCUGUCUCUAGUAGUAUUAUGUUACUAGUAAUUGUUUCUAGCUAUAUCAUGGUUUAGGUAAUAUCCUGUACCACAAAUAACCUUAGUCCAGGUAGGUCUUAUAGCGACGGUAUCAAUGUGUCAUUGUAUGCCCGUCUCUUGGUCGUUAAAUCAUUACAUACUUGAGUAGGGAGUUGUUACGCUAGACUCAGUGCGGAUUAGUGCGGCGUAUCAAGUGGUACCUCAACGCCUUCAUCCACAAUGUCUAUAGGUCAAUCGAACAAAGGCCUACCGAUCGUGGUUCGCCCCACCGGUACUCAUCGGCUAGAUCUUCCAGAACGAGGAUGUAAUUCGAGAGUCCACCUGUCCGAAGAUGGCCGCACCGUGCUCAAAUCUCCGUCAUUGUUCUCUUGCGAGGGCUGUGACGAAAAGACGACAGAGAGAAUGAGAUACCUGGAAGAGGAUUCAGCCAUGCUUAUAUCGCGCGAGGCGGAAAUAUACCGGCAUCUCGGCUCCCAUGAAGGGAUUCUGCCUUGUCUCGAGAUCUCCGCCGAAGGGCUUAUAUUCCCUUAUAUGAAGAACGGAAGCCUCCGGACGUAUCUGAGGACGCGAAAGGGGGAGAUUGAUUCGUCCAUGAGGAUGCGCUGGGCGAGAGCGGCCGUGAGCAGCCUGGUGUAUAUCCAUUCCAAGGGUGUCCUGCAAGGCGACGUGAGUGCCAAAAACAUACUUGUUGCCGAUGAUCUGUCUUUGUUGUUGCACGACUUUGCUGGGUCUGCGCUGGGCGAUCUGUCAGCUAGCGUUCUCCCGGAGUCCCGUUACUGGAAACAGAACGUCGCAGACCGAUGGGACGUAACCGCUGCUACAGAAACGUUUGCUAUUGGAAGUCUGCUGUAUGAAAUCUCGACUGGUACGCUGGUGUAUGAAGAUAUUGAGGACAGCGAUUCUAUCGAGGCUCUUUUUCGACAAGACAUCUUCCCACCUACCGCUGACAUUAUGCUUGGCGAUGUGAUCGAAAAAUGCUGGAUGGGCCAUUUUGAGACUUCAUCACAGGUCUUAGAUGCGAUUGAGGUCGCCGUUUCCCAAGAGUCAUGACGCGACUCGCUACAAAUGAGAGACUUGGCUAGUACGGUUAAUAAGUUUAGAUAGAACGAACGAUUUGACCAUGAAGAAGUACUCUGGGGACUGUAUCUGCCUGCCAUCUCCUCCAUCCUUACUUGCACGGGCAUGCACUGACCAGAGAGGCGCAUCGAAGAAUGUCUACCAGAUGUGAGGGGUCAGCGGGCGGGACUUC
Molecule: messenger RNA, 1317 nt
Organism: Pseudovirgaria hyperparasitica
Lineage: Eukaryota; Fungi; Ascomycota; Dothideomycetes; Acrospermales; Acrospermaceae
Product: kinase-like protein
Exons: 2
Coding region: 288-1118 (276 amino acids)
Biological process (GO): protein phosphorylation
Molecular function (GO): ATP binding; protein tyrosine kinase activity
Source: RefSeq, a predicted model, not a curated record